CAUAAUCAUCUCACUAUGGCACGCAAUGGAAAACAGAAAGCAGCAGCGGCAGCGGCAGAUGAGGCAGGCCACUACGAGUGGGACUACCUGUGCAAAUUCAUCUUGAUUGGAGAUUCGGCGGUGGGCAAGAGCGCGCUCCUCUUGAGAAUAACAGACGACCGUUUCCUAGCUGAAGAGGCCGAGCCAACAGUAGGCGUUGAAUUCGGGUCGGUUACCAUCCCUCUGGCCGCCUCCACUUCCUCCCAAUCCACAACCAAAUCCUCCUCACCCGCCUCCGCCUCCGCCUCCUCCUCCUCAUCGCCCAUCCCGGAACGAGUCAAGAUCCAAAUAUGGGAUACGGCAGGCAGUGAAGCCUUUCGAGGCAUCACACGCUCCUACUUUCGAGGAGCAGCUGGCUGCUUGGUCGUCUAUGAUGUGACGCAUCGCCCCUCGUAUGAUAGUUGUCGCACUUGGCUCAAGGAUGUGAGGGAGCAUGCAGAGGAGGAUGCGUGCAUCGUCUUGGUGGGGAAUAGAGCGGACCUGGUCGAGGGAGAAGACGGGGAGGGGAGGAGGAAAGUGAAGAAGGAGGAGGCAGAGAAGUGGGCUGACGAGCAGGGCAUUUUGUUCAUCGAGACUUCAGCCAAGACGGGCCAGAACGUGCACGGCGCAUUCGAGAAGUGCGUAACAGAGAUACAUCGCCGCUUCACAGCUGCUCAAAAGGCGUUGCAGGAGGCGGGCAAGCCGGGCCAGGCAGCAGCAGCAGCAGCAGGUGCACCAGCGACAGUAGAGACUCGUGGCGCCAAUCUGCUCAAAAGUAGAAUACCACCGGGCGGAGAACACGGUAGUGGAUCGGGUGGUAGUGAUGGCGGUACGAUCAGCUUAGAUGCGGCGGGAGUGCGAGGAGCCGUGGGCAAGGGGUGUUGCUGCGUCAUGUGAGAUAGCGUGGCGUCUCCCUAAUUCCCAGACCUGCU
Messenger RNA from Jaminaea rosea, 950 nucleotides. RefSeq names its product ras-domain-containing protein. NCBI's taxonomy places the organism in Eukaryota, Fungi, Basidiomycota, Exobasidiomycetes, Microstromatales. Gene Ontology annotation, cellular component: endosome. The transcript has 3 exons. Gene Ontology annotation, molecular function: GTPase activity; GTP binding. The record is from RefSeq and is a predicted model, not a curated record. Bases 16 to 915 code for a protein of 299 amino acids. Gene Ontology annotation, biological process: regulation of endocytosis.